GCUUCGCACGUGCCAUCGACGCAGUUCAUCAAUGAUACUGAAGCUGAUAAACCGGCACAAGGUUAUCUGAUUUCGAUCUUCUCCGCCGGCGAUUCACCGUCUCAGAGUUCGAGCUCAGAGAGAAGAGAAUGAAAUUAGCUCCGAAAGUAAUAUUUCUCAUCAUUGAUUCCGAGGGUUUCGCCUCAGCCAUUUCCGGUGCUCUUCGCCCCAACCCUCCUUUCACGGUUUCCACGCGAGAUGAAUGCUUCGAGUUCUCCCUGGAGGACUAUGGAAUCAAAGACCACAAGGCCUCCGGGAGCGUCAUUCACUAUCUCGACGAUAAGGGAAUCUAUCUGGUCUCAGUGUUGAUCUUACAAAGUUACGAUCCUCCAGUCUUGGCAUGUGCUCUAAAUGAAGUUCUUUCACAUAUAGCAGGAGGAAGUUCACCCUCUUCUUCAAAACCCGCUCUUGUAGUCCCAUUCGUUAUUGCAUCCUCGAAGCUCAAGUGGGAGAACAAAACUCUCACUAAAACUGAUCGGUCUGUUCUUCUGCACGGUGCUGCGAUGGGUCCAGAAACCGAUAUUUCUCGAACGUUGAUUGCCAAAGUCCAGAAACUGCCAUCAACUUCACAGAUCUAUUGCGAACAACUGGCCUGUUUAUUUCACUUGAUUCGCUUCUUGAACAUUCCUGCUUUUUUCCUGGUUGGACGUACCGGUCGUAUUCUUUCCAAUCAAGCUGCAGGAGAAGAGAUUCAGAUAAUGAGGGAAAUGGGUGAGCUUUUAGCAAGCUCAUUGCCACUCAGCUUCUCAAGGGAAGAAAUCGUUUGGAAUCCAAAAGAAACAUCAAAAGAUGUCCAGGAGCCAUGGCGUGCAUUAUAUGGCUGAUGGUAUGGUUCAUCUGCUUACAAAUACAAUGACUAAGAACUUUGUUCUUUUUUAUAUAGCAACCAAUUUCUUUUAUCUUUGAAUUUGCUUUCAAAGCAAAUGUUCUUCGAUUGGCUAACAUGGAGGCAAUAGUGAAGAAUGAACGAAGGUAGAGGGAGGAAGAAAGGAUGAUUUUGAUUUUGAUUUUGAUUUUGAUUUUUU
Molecule: messenger RNA, 1064 nt
Organism: Cucurbita moschata (crookneck pumpkin)
Lineage: Eukaryota; Viridiplantae; Streptophyta; Magnoliopsida; Cucurbitales; Cucurbitaceae
Exons: 4
Coding region: 129-863 (244 amino acids)
Source: RefSeq, a predicted model, not a curated record